UUGCAGUAGGAUAAAUGAAUGGUCGUCCAAACUUCAAUGUUUUUGUUAUGUGCACGAUUUAUUUAUAAAUUUUAGUUCAUAAUUAAACCAAUUUAUAUGCGAUUGUUUAAGCUAUUGUAGCGUUCAAAGUAUGGACAGUAUUGGAACUUUGGAUCUAGCGUGGGCGCAAGGUUACAGUGGAUCAGAUGCCUUAUUUAUCAACCGCAACACCCUCUGUUACGUCUGUGGGAAUGGGAUCAAAUUCAUCGACAUCACUACUGGCCGCGAGGAAAUUUACUCCUCACCAGGCAUGGGCAUUGGAGCCUUCACAGUCAGUGGCAGUACACACCUCGUGGCUUUCUCCGAGAAUUGCCUCAACCCUCGGAUCUUUGUAUUCUCCUAUCCUGGGUUCACACAGAAGUCUGUUUGCCAAGGCGGAACUAAGAUGGAGUACAGUGCCCUAGCGUUUUCCCAUACCCAUCCAUACUUGGCCAGCUGCUCAGCAAUUCCUGAUUUCAUGCUUUCUCUAUGGAACUGGGAAACAGGCGAGCUUCUGUGCAGUAAGUCCAUGUGGGGACUCCAGGCCACUAAUAUCUCCUUCAAUCCAACGGACUGGCAUAGACUGAGUGUCAUUGGCCCUGAUCAGCUCACAGUGUGGACCAUUGAGCAAGCUGAUAAGCUCUUCUCUCUCAUUCCAAGCAAAACAAGACUUCCGUACGGUGACGAAACUGGAAGCCAAACCACUAUAAAAGACGGCCUCCCAGACAGACCAGGCUCUCGUAUGGAACCCUUCAGCAUCAACGUAGACAAGGCAGCUGUAGCCGGCCUCGUCGGGGAACAUGUAGAAGCCUUUGAUGCCAACUUUGAUGAGAACCAUAAGAAGGUGGAGCCGGCCUCCCUGUGCUGGACCGCAACAGGGGACAUCUACUGUGGGUGCCAAGGGGGCCAGCUGCUCAAGUAUAACACAGAGACCCAAGUUAUCAGCGUCCUGUAUAAUCCUGGAGAUAAUAAAGCGGUUGGGUUCGUGUCCAGGGUGACUACUGCUGAUGAAUUUCCUCAGAAGUUGUUCACUGUGCCUGAUGGUGAAGAAACCAAAGCAUCUCCAGGCAAGAGUCUUGCAAUCAGAGAGGGUACUCUCAACUGUUUGGCCCUGCAUCGUGAGGGACUGUUUGCCGGUGGAGACGAUGGUAUCCUGCGAUGCUUGGACGUUAACCACGGUGUGGUGCAGGUUUCUGAUAGCUGGAAUAGCGGAGCUGCUAUCUCGUCGCUCGGUUGGUCUCCGGGCUACACCAAGCUUGCCAUCGGUAGUCCAAAGGGUUGUUUAUACUUGUAUGACUACACCAACCCAGGCACCGCCCAGCCUCUGAUUGACACCCACAAUGGUGACUUUAUUGCUGUUGCAAUGAUGGCCCCCGGCACACAACACUGCGUGUCUGUGAGAGACAAUGGUGAGGUUCAGGUCUGGAGCAUGGAGGACAACAAGCUUGCCUGCAGCCUCUCACUGAAGAAACCGGCAUCAUGUCUUGCUAGCAGCCCAUCGUCCCACACCGUCGCUGUAGGGACACUGACCGGCCAUGUCUUCCUCCUGGAUCUAAGCAACCUAGAGAACCCUCGUGUUGUCCAGAGGCUUCACAUGCACCAGUCUCCCGUCCAACAGCUUGUGUUUGAUGAGGAGGGAAGGUAUCUCUUGACCGGGGCAGACGAUGGACAUGUCUUUGUGGUGGAUGCACGACCCUCGUCUGGAUUCAAGAUUCUCGGACAGACACCAAUUGAGGGGCUUGUCCAGACUAUUUGCUCUAACACUGAAGAGAAGCAUGGAGCCGUCAAAGUACUAGUCACAUCAAGCACCACGUCUGAUGCCGGACCCGGGGCCAACAAAUGUGCUCAGUUUGACAUUCCCAGCAAUUUGGCUCAAGAUGUUGAUAGUUUCUUGGCCAGUGCAAAGUGUGACUUGAAGGAAGGUGCCAUCAACAAGAUGAAUCUGAAUUUCUCGGUACCAUCCUGUGGUGCUGCUCUGACUACCGGUGGUGUAUUCUUCACUUUGAGUUAUGACACUAAACAGCUACACAAACUUACUCUACCUGAGGAAGCACCAAAGAAGGCCAACAACAAAGCCUCGUACCUCCAGCCACAAGGAGAAUUCCAAGGCCAUGAGCUCCCCGGGGGCAUCCUCACCAUGUCCCAUCACCAGAAAUGGCUUGCCUCAGCUGCCCCCGACGGCCAUGUACAGGUACGAGGUGUCGGGGCUCUAGAUCGUCCCAUGGUGGUCUCCGCUCACAGCUUCUUGAAGGGCGGUGUGCGUCAGGUUUGUCUCUCCACGGAUGCUCAGUCCAUUCUGACCUGUGGUACUCAGGAUGGCGUGCUAUCGUGCUACACAUGGAAUUUCAGCAACACAGGUCGUAGCAAGGCCACCUCGGCCAUCGAGGCUGCACGCUCCCACAAUGCAAUGCUUCAUGCCAUACGUAAGCGAGAAGACGAAGUGUUGAGCGCUAUGCCAGAAUGGAGUGAGGGGACGUCAACCCCUAUGUCAAGAUCUGUGUCUGAUAUGCAAGGACCACAGAAAACAGGUGUUGAGCUUGCCAUCGAGAGAGAUGAGAUCUACAUGACUCCAACACCAACCCUUAAAGCUGAUCCAACCUGGAUGGAAGUCAAAGAAAUGGAGGCUUUGAGAGAGGAAGACAACCAGUAUGCUGAGCUCAAAACAGGUCUGCGUGGUGACAUCAGAGAGCUGAGAAGAACGAUCCAAAGCAUGAUGAAAGAGAACGAGGGCUUACCAGACAUAGAACAGCUCGGACAUGACGAGUUUAACCUCGACUCUGAGGAACAGCAACGACUACAGGCCAUGGGGGAAGCUAAGGUCCAAGAGAUGCGUGUCAAUAUGGAACUGGAUGACCUGUCCAAGACUUACCUGAGGGAGGUGAUCAAGAAUGAAUGCUGGGACUCCAUGCUGGUCAAAGGAAGAAGCAUCAAGGCAUUUCACAUGAACUUGGAGGUUGGUAACUACCCGAUGAGAGACAAGACGAAGAAGGAGGUGGAUGAGUUGGCAUUUGUUACCAAGAUGAGAAGCAUUGAAGUGGCUGAGAUGGCUGCAAGGAAAGAGAUAGUGGAGGUACAGCCCAAGGGAAAUAGCACCAAGGCAAGUGAUGCCGAGUUUGCCGAUGACGAGUCAGAAGAAGGUGACGGUAAAGAGCAACCCUCUACCAUCGGCAGCCUCGGCGCCCAAUACGGCGGCGGCAGCGAUCUGUUCUACAGUCAGUUCGAGCUUCACACUCGACAGCAGAAACGCAACCAGAUCCUCCUCCUCCAAGACGCCAUCUACCGCAUCAAGAUGGCCUUCAAUCGGGAGUUUGACGAGAUCUUCCGCGCCCGGGAGCAGGAGAUCGGCCGGAUCAACGAUCGGAAUCUGCGGAUCAUGAAGAUCAUGGAGGAUCUGUCCAGUAAGGAGAAGGUGUGGAAGCCACAGAUGGACGAUGAUGAGAAGCCGGAGAAACUGCUCACUGUGGAGGAUAGCGAGGUAAAAGUUGAGAAGUUCAUCACUGCAGAGCAGCGGGCCAAAAUGGAGGAAGAAGAAGCCAAAGAGGAAGAGAGGAAACUUCGAGAGAAAGGAGACAACGCCCGAGACCGCGCCCUUGAUAUGAUGAUGGGCGGAGUCCUGGAGAUUAAGAAGGAAGAUGAGCUGAAGAAGGAUGUGCCUGUACCAACCUUCAUGGCCAAGGAUCCAGAGGAGUGGUCCGAGGAGGAACAGAAGGCUCAUAAAGAGUAUGAGAGGAAAGUCAAGGAACUCAACGAAGAAAGGGAGAAAUACAGAAAGACCCUUGAAGCCGAGAUGAAGAAGAUACAGACCAUCAUUGCGGACACCACGUCCAACUUUGAUGAUCGUCUUGUGGAUCGUUUUCAUAAGAAGAUCAAGACUGAGAUGGUGAUAUACCAGGAGGAGUUGAAGAUUCUUCGUUUGAACCGAGAGCUUCUUAUUGAAGAGGAACUAGAUGCCCAGGAGAAUGAGCUGAAUAGGCAGCUGGAUAGCAAGAGGGCUCUCAAGCAAGAGACGGUCCAAGCUGUGUUGAAGGCCAAGCGUGUUGUAGACUCCUACCGAGACACCUACGACAUUCGGGUCGCUGAGGACAAAGUGUUGGAGAAGAACUUUCGCAAGGAGUUCCCGGAUGUUCACGCUAUAUACGUGGAUCAGCUCUUUAAGCUUUAUCGGAGAAGGCCCAGAGGUCAGCGGAGAGAUCAGAAGGGAUCCAUAUCUGAAACCCCCGUCGGAGGCAUGACUAAUCCCUACGGAGAGCGCCCUCUAUCAGCCAGACAAUCCAACACGACGGUCGUGUUGAUGAAAGGGCUGGAUGAGUUGGAUAACGAGUCGCACUGUCCUGAAGGUGUUGAGCCACAUGUAUGGACUCGUAUGUGCAGCCUGCGCAGAACCAAGGCCCUGAGUGAACAGGAGGUCAAGGUUCAGGCGUUGACACUGGCCGAUAUGAACGCCUUCCAACAACAUCGCCAAGAAGAAGAUGAUCGAUUGAAGAAUGAGAUUGAAGAUACUGUUGAAGCCCUCAAUAGGCUCCGAGAUGAACGUUUUAAAUUCAACUGCAACUUGGACGUUCAGUUCCUGCUGAAGCAGGGUCAGGUUGAGGUGGAUAGCGGACCUUUCAUUCACAACUUUUCAGACAGCAUCUUGAUUCACCGAGGAGUGGUAGAAGAUCUCAACGGAUCAAUCAGGCAACUUGGAGAGCAAAAGAUUGCUGCUAUGACGGAGAGUAAAGACUUUAGAAAAGGCAUUCACAUCCUGGAAUGGGAACACAAGAAGAUGGUGAUGCAGAUAGAAGACCUUUUAAAUAAAGCCAGAACCAUCCAGAUGCUGAAAGUAUCUCGAGACUUACAAAAUUUUCUGCAUAAUGAAGACCAUGAAGCAAGGAGGCAACAGGAGAUAUCAACCCUGGAAUCAACGCUAGAGAACCAGAGAGCGCAUCAUGAGAAAAAUUGCGAAGAGCGAAAGAAAAUUGUCAAGAAGUUACGGCAGACGAUACGAGGUAAAGAAAAGAACAACGCCACAUUGGACAAAGAUCUAGAGGAGAUGAAUGUAUCGGUGGCCGAAAGGAAACACAUCAACGAAGUCAAUGCUGCUAUGCGGAAUGUGGGUGGCUCUGCUCAGCGUAUGCGUGAUAUCGUACAGAGACGGAAGCUGGUUGAUCUAGCCAAGGCACAGGCCCAGGAAGUGGCCGUGUUACGGGCAGAGGUGGAGCGUCUUCGCAUGAGGACAUUCCCUGCUCUGGUCCAGGUGGAACGCUGAGUGGACCGCACAGGGAACAAUUUCAUAAAGCCUGGGGUGGAUUUCAUAAAGAUUUAG
Molecule: messenger RNA, 5323 nt
Organism: Asterias rubens (European starfish)
Lineage: Eukaryota; Metazoa; Echinodermata; Asteroidea; Forcipulatida; Asteriidae
Product: cilia- and flagella-associated protein 43-like
Exons: 33
Coding region: 131-5266 (1711 amino acids)
Biological process (GO): cilium assembly
Cellular component (GO): axoneme
Molecular function (GO): protein binding
Source: RefSeq, a predicted model, not a curated record